AUGAAGGUGAUCACCGCCAAUUUCGUGACAUGCGCCGUGAAGGAAUGCAAGACAUCCCCGGCAUCAUUCCCACUACAUUUCCAUGAUGCCGAGCUGGAGCAGCAAGAAUUGGAUUUCCAACCCGAAUUUAUCCGCAACGUGAUUCCCCGAAUUGACUGGGAAGCCCUCCGCGCAACCGCAAACGAGUUGGGGUUCCCAAGUCUUCCGGAUGCAAAGCCAGAGGGCCAGGCGCUCGAGAAUGAACAGACACUGAGAGACCUGCACCGAAUGCUACUUGAGACGCAUGUCUCCGAAGGGAAGUUGGUCUGUGGGAAUUGCAACCACGCAUAUACGAUCAAAGAGGGGAUCGCAAACUUCCUCCUUCCAAGUCACCUAGGUGAGAGAAUUCAUCGGCCUGAGACGCAAUGGGUCACUAAUGCCUCCCAGUUUGAGCAACCCUACAUCUGA
This is a messenger RNA of Penicillium olsonii, 447 nucleotides long. The record is from the annotation of a GenBank genome assembly. Lineage: Eukaryota; Fungi; Ascomycota; Eurotiomycetes; Eurotiales; Aspergillaceae.